Molecule: messenger RNA, 430 nt
Organism: Copidosoma floridanum
Lineage: Eukaryota; Metazoa; Arthropoda; Insecta; Hymenoptera; Encyrtidae
Product: abl interactor 1-like
Source: RefSeq, a predicted model, not a curated record
AUGAAUCAUAUUUCACAAACUGUAAUGAUUCAUAAAGAAAAAGUAGCUAGAAGAGAAAUUGGAGUCCUUACAGCAAACAAAAUAACUUCCAGACAAUACAAGAUUAUCGCUCCAGCUAAUCCUGAAAAGCCCAUUAAAUACGUUAGAAAAACUGUCGACUAUACUAUUUUUGAUGACUUGGGUCACGGUGUAAAAAGUAUUGGAACUCCAAAAAGUAAAAAAGGAGGUAGUCAAAGUAGCAUUCAUAGUUCUGGUGCAUCUUCCGUAGGCUCAGGCUUAAUUUCAGCAGUGGUUGGACCUGCUCCAACGACUAAACCACCAACACCACCGCAAGUAGGGAGGACAGAAUAAACAUUAAUGAAAUCGUUGGACUCCAUUCCAUUGGACCAACCAUUCCAUUCACUAAUCGAUGAAGCACUAGACUGGUUAG